Aspergillus pseudotamarii is the source of this 703-nucleotide messenger RNA. RefSeq lists its product as uncharacterized. Bases 197 to 406 code for a protein of 69 amino acids. The record is from RefSeq and is a predicted model, not a curated record. The transcript has 2 exons. Lineage: Eukaryota; Fungi; Ascomycota; Eurotiomycetes; Eurotiales; Aspergillaceae.
CGGAGGGUCGGAGAGGGGUCCUCAAUAGUUCUUGCUGCAGGAUUAAUCCAAGCCAGCUAUCUAGGUGGGAACGGCUCCAGUCAGUCAAUAUGAUUUGAUAAGAGGCCUUCUAGUCUUCCCCACGUUGCAAUAUCUCAAAACACGCCUGACCUGAUCUGCAACAAAGUGAUCAAUUGCCUUGGCCUAAUACUGUAGCAUGAAGGCCUUUUUUAUCCUCAAUGUGAUGUGGUUGAUCGUACCUAUUAUGUACACAUGGUCUCUAACAUUGUUUGUGAAACAUGGGAGGUGCUGCGAGGUCUCAUCCGAUACCAGGAAAAUUGUAAUAGUCGCUAUACGGUACCAGACCGACCUAGUAUUUCCAGCAACGUAUCGUAAUAAGUAUCAACCCCUGCCGUGGUUGGGCUAGAACCGUGGAAUGUCCCUAGCGCCAUGCUCCGCCGCAGGUGUCUUCAUUGGGCGUUUGGAGAAUAGUAGGUAGCCAGUAUUUCAUCAUAGUCAUUGACGAGACUAUGGGUCAUAACAGUAAUCAGAUCAGCUAUACAGGUGUACUAGCACGCUUAUCAUCCUCGUUAUCAGACGGGUGAUCGUCGUGCAUCUAUGCAUUAGCUAGCUGAAUUGGAUAGACGCUUUUGAGUUUCCUGUGCUGCAAAAUUGGCAGAUAUAGAAGAAAAAGUUCCCUUAAGUUACACUACUAGGUGCUACC